AUGUUUUUGACUAAAGUUGGUCUUAUGAUAAGUCCGAGACAAGGGGUACUACUUCAUGUACUCCCCAAAUGUAGGAUUCAACAGACGUCACUUCUAACCUUAGGGAGAAGAUCGGUUGUUACAUCAACUAUCGAUUGGAAACCUAUAAAAACACACCAUAAUCCUAAUGAUAAGGAAGAAAAGAGAGGCUCAUUCGGUAAGAAAAUUGUGCUUGGAUUAAUGUUUGCUAUGCCAAUGAUUUCAUUUUACCUAGGAACAUGGCAAUUAAGAAGAUUGGAAUGGAAGACAAAAUUAGUGGCUCAAUGUGAGACUAAAUUGAUGUAUGACCCAAUUCCCUUACCAAAGAAUUUUACAGUCGAUAUGUGUGAGGAUUGGGAAUAUCGUAAAGUUCGUAUUAGAGGUCAUUUCUUACAUGAUGAAGAAAGAUUUGUGGGUCCAAGAUCCAAAUAUGGUGAAAAGGGGUAUGUUUUGUAUACACCUUUUGUUAGAGAAGAUACAGGUGAAAAAUUAUUGGUAGAACGUGGAUGGAUUAGUGAGCAUAAAGUUUCGCCAGACACUAGAACAUUACAUCAUUUGUCAUUACCAACGUCAACUAUCGAUUUGAUUUGUUUAGUACGUCCACCAAAAGUAAGAGGUAGUCUUCAAUGGGAUCAAAAUGACAAGAAUUCAAGAUUAUGGCAAGUGGCAGAUAUAUAUGCUAUCGCUGAUACAGUAGGGUGUAAACCAAUUAAUUUCCAAGCACUUUAUGACUUGAAGGAUCAUCCUUCCUGGAAGAAUUCAGAAAUCGAUAAUUCUAUGAAUGGUAGUAAUUUUCAAGGUUCCUCAUGGUGGAAGUUUUGGCAACGUUCUAAAAAGAAAACUAUAACUAAAAUUGACACCUUCUCAGGAGAUAAAGAUGAGAAUUUAGAAUUCAACGAAUUACAAUUGAUUAAAGCAGGUGUCCCUAUUGGUAAACAUCCAACAAUUGACCUGAGAAAUAAUCAUCUUCAAUAUCUGGUUACGUGGUAUGGUUUAUCUUUAUUGAGUACAAUAUUCUUGGUUGUGGCCCUAAAGAAGUACUGGUUAGGUGGUGUUGUAUCACAGUCCAAAUUAAGAUCAGAGAAAUUGAAGAAUGCCAAGAAGUAUAUGUAA
Molecule: messenger RNA, 1131 nt
Organism: Maudiozyma saulgeensis
Lineage: Eukaryota; Fungi; Ascomycota; Saccharomycetes; Saccharomycetales; Saccharomycetaceae
Source: the annotation of a GenBank genome assembly